ACGAGGAUGGCGCGGCCGGGAAAUCUCGCGCGCGAAAUGGAAGUAGAGAGUGAGGAGGAUAGGAUUUGUCGCUGAGAGGAAGAAGAAGCGUUGGGCUAAAAGGAGUCGCGUUCAUGGAGAGCGAGUCAAAUCAUUUUGCUGCUACGGUGGAAACGGAGCGCGUGCCAAGAGCGGUUGAAAAACAUGUCGUCGAUUGGACUCUCUUCCAGUCUUCUCGUUCUUUUUGGCUUACUGCUAGGACAAUGCAGUGCCCAACUGAAGAGCCGCUGCAAGAUCCAAGAUCUGCGUGACUGCGGGUCCGACUACGUGGUAUAUAGCAAUGCCACAAGGCUGGCGGAGGGCGGACCGGAGUUCCAGCGCGACUGCGAGUUGUACCUGAAGCAGAUCGAUUGUUCUAAAAAAUUUGGCGACCGAUGCCUGCAGAACAUCGCCCGCGUCGUGACUAUGCUGGCGCUGAACGCCGCUGAGGAGGACUUCGAGGCCGCCUGUACAGAGGGCAAUGAACGCCAGCAAUUGUACAUGUCCAGCAUCAAGUGCAUGAACUCGGUCGGGUCCAAGCUUAACGUGUGCAUCAAGAGCCUCUACGAGGGCCUGCAGACAGCCGUGGCCAAUGCGCAGCGCGAUGAAAUCGUCUACUAUUCCUGCUGCUCGUACCACAGCACGGUGGAUUGCGUCGAGGCAGCGUUGGCCAAGUGCGACGAACCGGACUCCCCGGCGCGCGAGUACAUUACCAGCACCAUGGAGCGAGUCUUCGGCCAGGUACUGAGUCUCGUGUGCGGACCCUACUCGCGUGGAUCCGCAAGCUGCCAAGAGCUGCCAUCACUGCCCCCUCUGGCGGUCAACGCGGCUAGGACGCCGAGCCUGGUCGAGCUCGCCAUCGAGAUUGCGACGUCACUUCGCAAGAAGCCCUAGACAUCGCUUUUGAAAAGCCUAUGAGAGAAACAUUGCUAACUAUUACCGCAAACUCGAAAAACACCACGUGUACGAAACCAACAGUAUGAAGCUUAGAGCAUUUCGUAUAUUUUAGAUUCUUUAUUGGUAUAUUCUUGAAGGACAGAUUAGCGCCGAUAGGAGGAAGCGGCUACUUUUCCUAUAGGUCACUGGCACACAAGUAUCAGAAAACACAGUGCGAAUUAAGAGCACACUCUCCAAAGCUUUUUUUAUAUAAAUUCAUAAAACCACAGCAGAUACUAUGCAAACUUGUACAUACAUGCAGAAUUUCAUGAACAGAAAAGCAUGCAUCGCAUUCAUUACGUGCGUAACGAAAUCCGCGACUCUGCAAUUGUGUGUUUGUGUGUGCGCUUCAUUUUAUUUUUGUUGUUAUCUUGCGUAAUUGCACCAAUCCAUCACACUCACCUGCUGUGACAUUGGAAUUGCGGCGCUGCUCUUUUCCUCUCUUUGUUUAUGUACGCGAUUACAACUUAAGAGAAACGCUGUCUAGGGAGCGAAAUUUCCUCGAAACACGCAGCCGCGAAUUGAUGACGAUGCCAUAUCUAACUUCUACCUCUCUCCCCACAAUAUGGAAACGAAGCUUUUACAAUGGCAUAAUGAAACUUUGAUUACCUGACGCUGCAUUCACAGACAAGUUGCACGCAGCGGCAGACAAGAGUCGCAGACAAGAGGCAGCAAUAUUUCAGUAAGAGUAGUGCUUUUAAAAAACUGUAUUUAAGGAGAGUGUGGUGCCUACAUGUGCAUUCGGCCCUAAACUGAAGGCUUUCACCCUAUAGGAAGAGCUCUUACCCAUG
Molecule: messenger RNA, 1745 nt
Organism: Rhipicephalus sanguineus (brown dog tick)
Lineage: Eukaryota; Metazoa; Arthropoda; Arachnida; Ixodida; Ixodidae
Exons: 5
Coding region: 184-912 (242 amino acids)
Source: RefSeq, a predicted model, not a curated record